AUGGCAGAGGUUAGUUCUUGGAUAGUUGAUUCUGGAGCCACCACUCACAUCACUAAUUCCUUUAAAUUUUUGGAAAAUGCCAAACCUCUUACAAAUCAUUUUGUUGCUUUACCUGACCAUACCAAAAUUUGUGCCUUAGCUAUUGGUAAUGUUGUUCUUAAUUCUUCUUUGAUCCUUUACAAUGUCAUAUUCAUUCUCUCUUUCCGAGUUAAUUUGAUUUCUGUUAGUUCUUUGUUGAAAUUGUCUAACUGCACAGUUCUCUUUUUUGACUUAGCCUUCAUCAUACAGGACAGGACCUCCAAGAAGGUGAUUGACAGAGGUGAUGAAACUGAUGACCUGUUUCUGCUACAAUCACCCUUCACAGUUCAUACUAGGAGUUCUGUUCAUAGCUGUCGAUCAGUAACCAAUGUUGAUAGCACUAUUUGGCAUGCUCGUUUAGGUCACACUUCAGAAAAAGUCUUUAACAAAUUGAGUCAUCUUUUGUUCAAUAAAACUCUCAAAUACAAUCAUUCUACUUGUGAAUCUAAGGCCCCAAUUGCCUUUUGGGGAGAUUGUGUCUUGACUGCCACUUUUCUCAUCAAUCGCUUACCAAGUCCAGCACUUCAACACUGCUCUCCAUAUGAAAGACUCUUCCUUAAGCAACCUGACUAUCAGUCUUUGAGAGUCUUCAGCUGCUUAGCUCAUGCGUCCUCUCUUCUAUCUCAGAGACACAAGUUCUCCCUGAGAGCAGUGCGUGCAAUCUUCAUUGGCUAUCCUUCUGGUUACAAGGGAUACAAGUUGUAUGACCCAAUGAACAAGAAGAUUUUCAUCUCCAGAGAUGUAUCCUUUAUCAAAAUUGAAUUUUUCUUUCGACAAUUAACCGAUACUUCCAGGCCCAUGGUGGACAAUUUUCCUGACAUAGUUAUCCCAGUAUCCAUCACUGAUGCAGUCCCUCUAGCAGCACUUACCAGCCCUCCUUCUGCCCAACCACCAUCUCAACCAUCUGUGGAUAUGCUAGUCAUUGAACCUACCUCACAACAUCAGUCAAAUAUUCCAAAUUCACCAAUUAACUUGAGAAAAUCAUCCAAACAAUACAGACCACCAUCUUACCUCAAGGAUUAUCAGUGA
Messenger RNA from Arachis ipaensis, 1107 nucleotides. Lineage: Eukaryota; Viridiplantae; Streptophyta; Magnoliopsida; Fabales; Fabaceae. The record is from RefSeq and is a predicted model, not a curated record.